Messenger RNA from Botrytis porri, 2319 nucleotides. RefSeq lists its product as uncharacterized. Lineage: Eukaryota; Fungi; Ascomycota; Leotiomycetes; Helotiales; Sclerotiniaceae. The record is from RefSeq and is a predicted model, not a curated record. Bases 1 to 2319 code for a protein of 772 amino acids. Gene Ontology annotation, molecular function: zinc ion binding; DNA-binding transcription factor activity, RNA polymerase II-specific; sequence-specific DNA binding. Gene Ontology annotation, biological process: positive regulation of transcription by RNA polymerase II; DNA-templated transcription. The transcript is spliced from 7 exons. Gene Ontology annotation, cellular component: nucleus.
AUGGCGGAAGCUCGACAACCACACACUUCGUUGAAUUCUCCGCCAUCAGCUGAAAUCGCUCAUCCAAGGGACGAGAGCACCGAGACUCAACCGGCGCCCGCAGCAAAACGACGAAAAAGGGAUGAGACUGAGAGAAUACGUGUUAGUAGAGCUUGCGAUCGUUGUAAAAGAAAGAAGACAAGAUGCAGCGGAAAUCAACCUUGCAAUAUCUGCACAACUGCUGGUUUGAUCUGUGAGUUCACAGCAGCCUAUAGGCGUGGGAGAAUACCUCCAAUAACGACAGAGAAAGGACAUCUCGAACAUCUCGAAAGUAUUUCUGAAAAUGCCCCAAGUUCUACCAGUGUUGAACAAGAACACGUGAUUGAAGCCACCAAACCUUUCCCAAAUCAUCACAAUGCGUUUCAUAGCCAAUUGAGCGGAGAUUUUCCCAGUAUCCCACAUGAUGUAGCUAUAGCUGCAUCAACACUGGCCCGGCUCCAGCCUGCUAUUGUUGAGAACUCGAACCCAAUUUCGAGAAUGCAAUCAUCCCGGAACUCACCAGAGCCUCCGCAAACUGACCUCCAGGGACACUACGUGGGCCCUUCUUCUGGGGCCUCUUUUCUUUUAAGAGUGCAGAAAAAGUUACACCGAGAGAUCACACUCUCCCAGGAUUCAUCCAUAUUCACAUUUGGGGAUGCUCCCCUACCAGAAUUUGACCCUUCUUUCUUCGUACUUCCCCCAAAAUCCGACGCCGAGAAUCUUGUUGCAAGAUACUUUGAUUUCGCAGUGCCGACCCAUCGCUUUCUACAUCGCCCAACUAUUGAGCUCUGGGUACAUGAAUUCUACGAUAAUCUAGGAACUUUUCAACGGAAAAGCGGUGCCAAAGGACGAACGGCUCUUUUAUUUAUGGUUUUUGCUCAAGCAAGAGAUUACAUGCCUGGCGUUGGCAAACAGAAUGAUUUUGAUACGAGUUCCCGAUACUUCCACGCCGCUGAUCGUCAACUGACAUCUGAAACUGGAGGAGUCCUUUUAACUAGUGUGCAAGCUCGGCUGUGUCAAUGCUUCUAUCUCUUAUCACAGUCGAGGGUCAACCAUUGUUGGAGCUUAUUCGGAACCACGGCUCAUUUGAUCCUCGCUCUCGGCAUCCAUCGCAAGAGACGUUUAGAGUCUCAAAAUAAUGUGGAUAUGAUUGAACUAGAGUGCAGAAAGCGAGUUUUUUGGUGUGCAUACACACUGGACAAUUAUCUAAGUGCAGCUCUCGGAAGACCUCGAACCUUUCACGAUGAUGAUAUAGAUCAAGAACUUCCGAGUUGUGUUGAUGACUCUGAUCUUACUUCAAGACAUGUUCACGUCAAUAAGUCUAGAGCCCAGUCUAUCAUGAUGGCACCUAUCGCUCAUGGAAUGCUGUCCCAGAUAAUCAGCCAUAUUCUUCGCGAUCUUUAUUCCAUUCGUCCACCAUCUUCCACUAUUCGUCUUUCUCUAGCAGACCAGUAUUGCAAAAACCUUCAAGAGUGGCGUACGAAGUUUACUGGGUUUCUAGAUGCUAAUGGUGUAGAUACAUCUCUAUUGAUACCUCUAUUCCAACGUCAAAGAAAUGUUUUGAAUCUCUCAUAUUGGCAUGCACUGAUCUUAGUCCAUCGACCCUUCCUACUGCGAGACUUUGCCAGUCUUCAUAAAAGGAACUUGUACCAUUCUAGAGAAACUUUAAUUGGCAAUUCGAUGGACAAGAAUGUCUUCAAUUGUUUACAGGCUGCAAUGGAAAUCACUAACAUCGUUAAUCAUUUGACGGAGGCCGGACAACUGUACCAGGCAUUCUGGUUCACUCAUUAUUUCGCAUUCUGUGCGGUAGUUGUGCUAUACGUAUACACAAUACAACACCGUUGUCAUCCUCGAGAGGAAUAUAUCAAAUAUUUUGAAGCUGCUGUUCGAUGUCAUUCUCAGAUCUCGUCUAAAGCCAAAAAUGAAUCCUUGGCACAAAGAUAUAGUGUAGUGCUGGAAGAACUUAGACUCGAAGCUAUUACAUACCCUCAAGGACAAGUUAACCACGGAUCUCCUGUUACCCAGACCGAGAGCGGUUCCCAUUCAAAUCGUGAAAGUCUCGUCACUGCACCGAACGCGGCCCACGAAUAUGGGAAUGGUGGAAUUGCAGUAGCACGUUCAAUUGAUGGAGCUGAUGGCGAUUAUGUAGAGUCAAGUCCUUCUGUGACUAUGGAUCCCCUCACUGGCUGGGGCCAAUUUGAUUCUUUGGUUACUGGCGGAGUGGGUGGCUUCGACUUUAUUUCUACAGGAGAUAAAAAUGAUCAAUGGGACACGGGAAUGGGUAAUCAUUCCGGAUAUUAA